CAGGUGUCUCCAAUAAGCACAAUGACUGCAAAGCCUGCUGUUUAAGAGCAGACUCUUCUCUAACGAUCACUCACUGUAGCUGACCUAUGCUUUAGAGGGAGAAAUGUUCCUGGGAGGCUGUUUAAGGUUUUGUGGGGUGUCAUGGAUCAGCCUGCUUUUUUACCUUGGAAAUUGUUUUCCUACUGAUCAUGGCAGUAAAACAACUUCCUUGAAUUCUGGAUCUUCAGCAAUUCCAGACUCUAAGUUUGCAUCCUCAUCUGUUGGAAAUGAAUCAAACUCCAGCACUGAAGUUCCUGUUGAGACCACUAACUCCAACUCUACUAGUGCCCCAGAUACUCUAUCACCAAGAGCCUUUUAUGUUGGCUCUCCAUUGCAUGCAGAGGAGAGAUCAGCUGGCUUCUCAAUGCAGCCACUGAUGAACUCAACUCCUAGAGGCUUGUAUCCAUUAUCCAAUCCCUGGUUUGGACUAUUCCAUGAAGCUGUAUAUCCAAGCCCUGAUUCUCAUCCAUAUACUUAUGGUGAUGGCUCUAGGGGAUUUCCUUAUUACAAUUAUGGUGGCAUUCAUGCAGCAUCUCUUCCUUAUGGCUACAACUAUGGCACUGCUGGGUCUCCUCAUUACAGUUAUGCUUAUGGCAUGAAUGGUUUGCCUUUCCAAGCAUAUGACCACAGGAUGUCUGCAUCUCCUCCCUAUGGGGUGGCCCCACCACCUGCAUAUGGCUACUUGCCCUGGCAGCCUUCAGGACUUGAUCCUGAAUUGUUUCUCAUUGGAAAUGUUUUAAUGGAAGUUCGUGAAAUGCCACUUGCUCAGGCUGGCCCAUAUGUCAUGGUGCCAGUGGGCAUGACAGAGCCUUCUGUGUACCCUCCAUCUCACCUCAUGCAGUCAAAUGGAGGCUAUCACAGAGCAGGAGAUCUCCUUUCUGACAAUCUGUACUCCAGCAAUGACUAUUCUUUAGAGCCUGAAACUGACACAAUGCAGCAACAAGAUGUUCCAGAAACUGACUUUUAGAAGGCAGAUUGUUUCUUUUUGGGUGGACUUUUUAUCUGGAACUUUUCAGAUGUGGAGAGAGAGCUGAAUAAAACUGAUGGGGAAAACUUCAAA
Molecule: messenger RNA, 1099 nt
Organism: Xiphophorus couchianus (Monterrey platyfish)
Lineage: Eukaryota; Metazoa; Chordata; Actinopteri; Cyprinodontiformes; Poeciliidae
Exons: 4
Coding region: 104-1006 (300 amino acids)
Source: RefSeq, a predicted model, not a curated record